AUGUCUCAGCCAGCGAUCGAGCUUGGUGACCAAGUCGUAGCCACUGGACCAUCACAAGGCACGCAGGACUGUCCUACGCAACAGGACGAACUGUAUAAUGGCAGCAGCCAGUCUCAAUUACCGCCUUGCGACGGUGGCAGAGCCGCAUGGAGCCUGCUGCUUACCGCAUUCGUGUUCGAAGCGCUGCUAUGGGGCUUUCCGUUGAGUUUCGGAGUCUUCCAAAACUACUACUCCCGCCUGCCGCAGUUCAAAAAUGACCCCUUCGUGUCUGUGAUCGGGACCACGGCCUCCGGAAUAGCGUACCUGGCUGCUCCAAUCUCAAUUCCUCUGAUCAGACGUUUCGCCAACUAUAGACGUCAAAUGAUAUGGGUCGGGCCACUGUGUCUCAUGGGUCUUGUCGCAGGCUCCUUUGCAAAGUCUCUUCCAACUCUGAUACUCACCCAAGGUGUGAUGUACGGGGUUGGCUUUAUAAUCUUCUACUACCCCAUCCUCAGCAUGAUCAAUGAGUACUGGAUCGCACGACGGGGUAUGGCUUAUGGCUUCGUCUGCAGCGCUUCUGGAGUCUCCGGAGCCGCAAUGCCACUCUGUCUUGAGGCUCUCCUCGCAAGGUACGGCUACGCCACAACGUUGAGGGCUGUUGCUGUGGCACUAUUCGUAACGACUGGGCCAUUAAUUCCCUUCUUGAAGGGACGCCUUCCGGAAGCUCAAGUCAGCGGGUCAGGAAGAACAGAUUGGACCUUCCUCCGAGCUCGCGCAUUCUGGAUCUACAGUGCUUCUAACCUUGCAAUGGGUCUUGGUUACUUCUUGCCAUCGUUGUACCUCCCUUCAUACGCAACAUCGAACGGCAUGAGCGCAAGAAAAGGCGCUCUUCUGCUAGCGAUCAUGAGCGUAGCACAAGUUUUGGGCCAGCUCAGCUUUGGCUACCUGUCUGACCGCAGUCUUUCCAUUAGUCUGCUCGCUGUAAUUGCGAGCCUCACCGCCGCUGCGGCGUCGUACACAUGCUGGGGAUUAGCGCAUACCUUUGGAGUGCUGGUGGGUUUCUCCUUAAUAUAUGGCUUCUUCGGUGCCGGUUACACGGCACUAUGGGGUCGAAUGGGCACGGCCAUCAGCGGUGAGCCUACCGCCGCGUUCACGGCAUUUGGCCUGCUCAAUGCCGGGAAGGGCGUCGGAAACAUCGUUGCAGGUCCAAUUGGGGGUGCCAUACUCACCAGCACUGUCAACAUUCAUCGGUACGGCUCGAUGAGAUAUGAAGCGGUGGUGCUCUUCACAGGCUCGUGCAUGUUGAUCAGUGCUGCAACACUUGCUCUGUUCGGUAGAAAGAUUGGUCGCAGAUCUAGGAGUCAGUAA
Baudoinia panamericana UAMH 10762 is the source of this 1347-nucleotide messenger RNA. RefSeq lists its product as uncharacterized. The coding region runs from base 1 to 1347 and encodes 448 amino acids. Lineage: Eukaryota; Fungi; Ascomycota; Dothideomycetes; Mycosphaerellales; Teratosphaeriaceae. Gene Ontology annotation, cellular component: fungal-type vacuole membrane. The record is from RefSeq and is a predicted model, not a curated record. Gene Ontology annotation, biological process: transmembrane transport. Gene Ontology annotation, molecular function: transmembrane transporter activity. The transcript has 3 exons.